CAGCUCCUCCUGUAUUUAGCUGACAGAACCCCUUCAACCCUGUUUGCCUGUCCCAUCUCAGGAAGCAGGAAGUGGAGAACCUCUCAGCACCGUCCCGCUCCUGGAAGACCUACUUGACCAUGAUGCACUGGUCACUUCGGCGGCAGAGCUCCUGGGUCCAGCUGGCUGGACAUCAAGGUAACUUCCAGGUGAGUAAAGUGGGGGAGGUGCUGAAACUGCACAGCAAGCCCGAGGCAAAGUGUCUGGAACGCCUGAUGAGAGACACCUUGAGGCCGUUUGUCCCGCAGUACCACGGUCUGGUCACCAGAGGGGAGCACUGCUACAUCCGCCUGGAGGACCUGCUCCAUGGCCUGAGGAGGCCUGUUAUCAUGGACUGUAAGAUGGGAGUCAGGACAUUCCAGGAGGAGGAACUGAUCAAAGCCCGGACCAAACCCACCCCGAGGAGCGACUUGUACCACAAGAUGGUGAAAUUAGACUCGUUAGCUCCAACAGAGGAGGAACAUACACAGCAAGGGGUGACCAAAUGGCGCUACCUCCAGUGGAGAGACACGACCAGCUCCACGUCUGCUCUGGGCAUCAGGAUAGAAGGCAUCAUGAUGGAGGACGGAAACGUCCAGCGGGAUUUCAGAAAAAUCCUGACUUUAACUCAGGUCACAGAAGCAUUACUGUACUUCACCAGGAGUCAGCUGGUCACACUGAGAGCAUACCACUCCAGACUACUGGAUCUGAAAGACGCACUGAGGGACUCAUCGUUUUUCAGGACCCAUGAGGUGAUCGGUAGCUCGCUUCUCUUUGUCCACGACCACAACAAGGCCAGCGUGUGGAUGAUCGACUUUGGGAAGACCACUCCUCUGCCCGACGCGUGGGAACUCCAACACACCGUCCCGUGGACUGAGGGCAGCAGGGAGGACGGCUACCUGAUGGGCCUGACCUCCCUCAUCGCCUCUCUAAGUCAGGCCAUCAGCAUGGCCUCUGGGCAGCAGGAGGACAGCUGUGUGGAGGAACAGUGUGAUCCAUGAAGAUCUCUGUGUCUGUGACACAAAAUAAACUGAGUUUCAGGUCAAGGCCAAAAAACCGUCAACUGUUGAGACACAAAAGGAGGAUUUGUUGAUCUGCCUUCAGAGACCGAAUAGACUUCAGUGAAACUAAAACUCAGGGAGGAUGUUAAGUGCAAGCCUGCUUUGUUUACCGUACAUCUGGUAUGUACGUAUGUGAAAAAUGUUUUUAUUACCAGAAAGACUCAUGAAAUUUUUUGAGGGUUUUGUUGUCUUUAUUAAAAUUUUCAUCACAAAAA
Nothobranchius furzeri (turquoise killifish) is the source of this 1294-nucleotide messenger RNA. NCBI's taxonomy places the organism in Eukaryota, Metazoa, Chordata, Actinopteri, Cyprinodontiformes, Nothobranchiidae. The record is from RefSeq and is a predicted model, not a curated record.